Messenger RNA from Glossina fuscipes, 4383 nucleotides. It is a transcript of the gene Mdr65, whose product is annotated as multidrug resistance protein homolog 65. Gene Ontology annotation, molecular function: ATP binding; ATP hydrolysis activity; ABC-type transporter activity. The transcript has 11 exons. The record is from RefSeq and is a predicted model, not a curated record. The coding region runs from base 423 to 4346 and encodes 1307 amino acids. NCBI's taxonomy places the organism in Eukaryota, Metazoa, Arthropoda, Insecta, Diptera, Glossinidae. Gene Ontology annotation, cellular component: membrane. Gene Ontology annotation, biological process: transmembrane transport.
GCAGUAUACUUCUAGGAGCCAUAAACAAUCAACAAUAAAUUUUAAAAAUAUUUUUUAAAUUAUUUUUUUAUAAAAUGUGAAAAAUUAAUAACAAUCCAAGAUUAUUAGUACAUUGCAUAUAUACAUACAUAUAUAUAUAUAUGUAUUACAUCACAAUUUGUCACAUCUCUUUAAUAUGAAUUAUAUGUCUUGUAAGCGAUUUUUGGUUUCGCGCUAGGCGAAGAGUUUAAUUAAAUUAACCUCUUUUAGAUAAAAACGAGACAUUGCGACGUUACGUCGCUACUCAAGUUAUUUUUUCCCAAUUAAUUGUUGUUGCAAGUCAAGCGAACGUUUGUAAUUAAUUAUUGAUUUGAGUAUUGAGUGUGUGUGAGGUUUUUGUUUUUUUUUUUUUUUUUUUGUUUUUUUGGAAUUCUUAAAACAUUAUGGAACGUGAGGACUCUUCAAUAUCGAAAUCAUCGUUAGACACACCUAUAGCCGAAGGUUUGGAGCCGUCUAAGCCCAUCAGCUUUUGGCGUCUUUAUCGUUUUUCUACGCCUUAUGAAAUAUUUCUACUAUUUAUUGGUUUUUUAAUGUCGGCCAUUAAGGCUUUGACAUUACCGGCUGUUGUAAUCGUCUAUAGCGAAUUUACUGCUAUGUUAGUGGAUCGCACAUUACGCAUUGGUACCAGUUCAAAGACAUAUGCUCUUCCUCUAUUUAAUGGUGGCAAGACAUUAACUAAUGCCUCCAUCGAUGAAAAUAACCGAGAACUUUACAAUGAUUCAAUAUCUUACGGCAUUCUUUUGACUUUGGCUUCACUAGUUAUGCUGAUAUCGGGCAUAUUCUCAGUCGAUAUAUUCAAUUUGAUCGCCUUGAGACAAGUCACUCGCAUGCGUAUGAAAUUAUUUCAAGCGGUAAUGCGACAAGAUAUUGGCUGGCAUGAUCUAGCAGUUAAACAAAAUUUUGCCCAAAAUAUGACAGACGAUAUCGAAAAGAUUCGAGACGGCAUAUCCGAAAAAGUGGGUCAUUUCCUAUACUUGAUUAUUGGUUUUGUUAUAACGGUAGCCCUUUCCUUUGCCUACGGCUGGAAAUUAACUUUGGCAGUUAGUGUUUAUAUACCGUUAGUUAUUCUCUUGAAUUACUUUGUAGCCAAAUUUCAAUGUAAACUAACCACUGAAGAACAAGAAUCGUAUGCUAAUGCUGGCAAUUUAGUGGAGGAAAUAUUAAGUUCUAUACGUACUGUGAUAGCAUUCGGUGGCGAACAGAAAGAAUCGGAGCGUUAUGAUAAUUUUUUGAUUCCCGCUCGCAAAGCUAGUCAACGCAAGGGGGCGUUUUCGGGAUUCAGCGAUGCUGUGUUGAAGAGCAUGCUAUUCCUAUCGUGUGCGGGAGCAUUUUGGUAUGGCGUCAAUUUAAUACUUAACGAUCGUAAUGUUGAGGACAAGGAAUACACACCAGCGAUUUUAAUGAUUGCAUUUUUCGGCAUCAUAAUCGGGGCUGAUAAUAUCGCACGCACUUCACCAUUUUUGGAAAGCUUCUCAAUGGCCCGCGGUUGUGCUUCCAACAUAUUUCAAAUAAUCGACGCAUUGUCUAAAAUAGAUCCCAUGUCCUCUGAUGGAAAAAUUCUUAAUUAUGGUUUACGAGGCGAUGUGGAGUUUAGUGAUGUUUUCUUUCGGUAUCCAGCCCGUCCGGAUGUCAUAGUACAUCGUGGUUUAAAUAUUAAAAUUAAAGCUGGUACUACAGUCGCUUUAGUGGGUUCAUCCGGUUGUGGCAAAUCCACUUGCUUGCAAUUACUGCAACGCUUUUAUGAUCCAGUAUUCGGUUCCGUAUUACUCGACGAGUUAGAUAUACGUAAAUAUAAUAUACAAUGGCUGCGUUCUCAAAUGGCCGUAGUGGGUCAAGAGCCCGUAUUAUUUUCAGGAACCAUAGCCGAAAACAUAAGUCAUGGCAAGCACGAUGCAACGCAAAAGGAAAUUGAAGCUGCUGCCAAGGCAGCCGGAGUUCACGAAUUUAUUUCCAAUUUACCAGAGAGUUACAAAACAAUAAUAGGGGAACGCGGUUCCCAGCUGUCCGGAGGCCAAAAGCAAAGAAUAGCCAUCGCCCGAGCAUUAAUACAGAAUCCCAAGAUUUUACUCUUAGAUGAGGCCACAUCAGCUUUAGACUAUGAAUCAGAAAAAUUAAUUCAAGAAGCUUUAGAUUUCGCGUCAAAGGGACGUACAACAAUAGUGGUAUCACAUCGUCUAUCAGCCAUUAGAGGGGCUGACAAAAUUGUUUUUAUAAAUGAUGGUAAAGUGGUUGAAGAAGGCUCCCACGAUGACCUGAUGACAUUGGAAGGAGCCUACUAUCGAAUGGUAGUCGCUACACAAUUAAAUAUGCAUGACUUGAAAAAUCAUCAAGUCAAUGAAGAAGGUAAUUCUAUCGAUUUGGGAAAUAAUUUAUCCGCAUAUGAGAAAACAUUCGAAACAAAUUUAAUAAAUUUCGAUAAAAAUUAUAAAAAUAGGCGACAAUCGGAGGCCGCUGACGCAAAACUGAAAGGACGCUUAACGCAUGCUUCGAAGGCGCUAUCAGAAAAAAAACCUAAUUUCUUCUUAACAUUUAGUCGCACACUUAAAAUCGCAAAACCUGAAUGGUGCUUUUUAACGCUGGGAGCCUUUUGUGCAAUAGGUUUUGGUUUCACUUAUCCCGCUUUUUCGGUGGCGUUUGGCGAAUUCUAUGCAGCCUUGGCCGAAGUCGACGAAGAAAUGGCUUUAGAUCGCACUGCUAUGUUAUCGUUCAGUUGUUUGGGCUUAGGUUUAAUUACGGGAUUUGCCGGUUUCCUACAAACCUACUUAUUUAAUUAUUCCGGUGUAUGGCUGACUACUCGUAUGCGGUCCAUGACUUUUAAAGCCAUGAUGAGACAAGAAAUGGCCUGGUAUGACGAAGAAACUAACUCCGUAGGUUCAUUGUCGGCUCGCUUAUCAGGUGACGCGGCUGGUGUCCAAGGAGCCAUAGGUUUUCCCUUAAGUGGCCUCUUACAGGCCUUUUCAAAUUUUGUUGUCGGACUUACUUUGUCCUUCUACUAUUCUUGGAAAUUGGCUUUACUCUGCCUAAGUACAUGCCCCAUUAUAAUAGGUUCAAUUAUUUUUGAAGCAAAACUGAAAAAAAAUUUGUUUAGUUUCAUGACAAAAUCUAUGCUUCACGAGAAACAAGUUUUAGAAAACGCUUGUCGCAUAGCUACCGAGGCAAUAACGAACAUACGCACUAUAGCCGGACUGAGGCGAGAGCAACAAAUCAUUGACAAGUAUAACGAGGAGGUACACAAAGUGGAAAUUUUGAUACGUAACAAACUACGAUAUCGUGGCAUCAUUAAUUCGAUCGGGCAAGCGUUUUUAUUCUUUGCCUACGCUGUGGCUUUAUGUUAUGGCGGAGUUUUAGUAUCGGAAGGAAAAGUACCAUUUCAGGAUAUUAUCAAAGUUUCAGAAACCUUAUUGUAUGGUUCCAUGAUGUUGGCUCAAUCUUUGGCUUUUGCUCCAGCUUUCACUGCGGCAUUAGCAGCCGCGCAUCGUCUUUUUCAAAUUAUAGAUCGCAAACCGAAAAUGAAAUCUUCUCCCUGCCCGACAAAAAAUACUUUAGCCAAACAAUUAAAUAUCUACGAAGGUGUUCGCUAUAACAAUAUCGAGUUCAGUUAUCCCACCCGUCCGGGAAUAAAAAUAUUAAAUGAUCUCAAUUUGGAAGUUUUGCAGGGUACAACCGUGGGUCUGGUGGGUCAUUCGGGCUGCGGAAAAUCCACUUGCAUCCAAUUAAUACAACGUUAUUACGAUCCUGAGGAAGGCUCCAUAUUUAUCGAUAACGAUGACAUACACACCGAUAUGAAUUUAGUCAGUCUUCGACGAAAGUUGGGUAUCGUUUCUCAAGAACCAUCGCUAUUUGAGCGCACCAUCGCGGAAAACAUAGCCUAUGGUGAUAACUCUCGUUCUGUUACUAUGCCCGAAAUAAUAGCAGCUGCGAAAAGUGCUAACGCUCACACGUUUAUCACUUCUCUGCCGAACGGCUACGAUACAAAAAUGGGGAGACGUGGCACUCAGUUGUCGGGUGGGCAAAAACAACGUAUUGCUAUAGCGCGAGCUCUAGUUAGAAAUCCUAAAGUCUUGCUACUGGAUGAAGCGACAUCAGCUUUAGACUUGCAAAGCGAACAAUUGGUACAACAAGCCUUGGAUUUGGCGUGCACUGGAAGAACUUGCAUUAUUAUAGCUCAUCGGUUAUCGACUAUACAAAAUGCCGAUCUAAUAUGUAUCUUGCAAAACGGUCAUAUCGUAGAGCAAGGCAAUCAUCAUCAGUUAAUAGCUAAAGAUGGCAUUUAUGCGAAAUUAUGUAAGACUCAACGAGAUAAUUAAGUUAAAAGUUUUAAAAUUGCAUUCAAUUAAAAACUCA